This is a messenger RNA of Pseudophryne corroboree (corroboree frog), 2698 nucleotides long. RefSeq names its product methyltransferase 4, N6-adenosine (gene METTL4). Gene Ontology annotation, cellular component: cytosol; nucleus. NCBI's taxonomy places the organism in Eukaryota, Metazoa, Chordata, Amphibia, Anura, Myobatrachidae. The transcript is spliced from 8 exons. Bases 188 to 1486 code for a protein of 432 amino acids. The record is from RefSeq and is a predicted model, not a curated record. Gene Ontology annotation, molecular function: nucleic acid binding; RNA methyltransferase activity; site-specific DNA-methyltransferase (adenine-specific) activity.
ACUAGGUGGCGCGGCUGGGAAUCAUAAUAUGAUGGGAAGUAAAUAACUGCCGGACACAGGAAGAAGUCUCUCAAACGUACAAACGGCGGCAGCAGGAGUAGCAGGUGCCCUGUGUACUGUAGUGUUAUACCGCAUACGUGUUGGCUGGCAAUGUGCGGCUCACAUACCUCUGCUGGCACUGGGCAUCAUGGCGGUGGUGUGUAGGAGUUCUGCAGGCUGGCUGCUGGAUGAGCUGUCGCUGAUAAAUACCUGGUACCAGGCUGGAAGAGGACAGGGUGCAGAGCCCGUUUCUCCAACCUCGCAACAGCAGCAUAGCCCAGGCACACUAUACCGAUUAAAGGAUGAUUUGUUCACGGUCCUUACACCUUACUUCUCAUUGCAGCCUUCCCCAGCAGCCACUGAGCCCAGCACCGCAAGGAGCGGCUGUCCCACAGCCCAGUGCAAGGCUGUCAGAAAGAAACGUAAACGAUCAAGUGUUUUUAAUCAAGGGGAAUUAGAUGCCCUGGAGUAUCACAAAAAGAUAAGUGAUGUUAUUUUAGAAGGUUCACAGUUACUUAUUCAAGAUGGGUUCAAGAAAGGUCUGCUUCAACCGGUCUCAAGGACAGGAGAGGAAAAGGCCACAAUUGUUACAGACAGGUGCUGUCACAUCAGCAACUUGGCUGAACUCUGUGAUAUGACCAAGCAUAUGCCUUGUACGACUGUCCCUGAGUAUACUGUGAAUGUUCUCGGGACUGGAGGUCCAGUUGGAUUUUCUCGAGAUACAGACUAUGUAUCACGUAUUACGGAAAACAAUUCAGACUGGCCACAACUCAUUCAUCUAGUGGGUGAGAAGUAUCUCAUGCCGCCCAAGAGUAGUUUUCUUUUGUCUGAUAUUUCAUACAUGGAGCCUCUUCUACAUUAUAAAAAAUACAGUGUGAUUGUUAUUGAUCCGCCAUGGGAGAAUAAGUCUGUCAAGAGGAGUAAGAGGUAUACCUAUUUAACACCAGUGGAGAUAAAACAACUUCCCAUACCUGCUUUGGCUUCCCCAAAUUGUCUUGUGGUUACUUGGGUGACCAAUAGACAGAAACAUCUGAGAUUUGUGAAGGAGGAACUGUACCCUCAUUGGUCAGUGAUACCCCUUGCAGAAUGGCACUGGGUGAAGAUAACCCAAUCUGGAGAAUUUGUUUUUCCAAUUAAUUCUGCCCAUAAGAAACCUUAUGAAAUUCUGGUACUGGGAAGACUAAUGAAUGCUGAUACUGCUGUAGCAAGGGAGACAGAGAAAGACUUACCUCCUAUUCCUCAACACAAGAUUAUAGUCAGUGUACCAUGCAAACUUCAUUCACACAAGCCACCUCUCACUGAGGUUUUGAAAGAAUAUGUCAGCCCAGAUGUGGAACACUUGGAGCUCUUCGCCCGUAACCUGCAGCCUGGGUGGACCAGCUGGGGGAAUGAGGUUCUCAAAUUCCAACACAUGGAUUAUUUCAUUCCCCUGGAGACUGGAAACUGACCCAAGUCUAUUAGCUUUAGAGGAGCCUUCUUAUACAUUACAAAUGCUUUUUUAUUACCAACAGAACACUUAGGAAUCUGUGUAAAUAGAAGUGGACAUGUUGCAAUAAGAAAUCCAUGUCAUAGGUGACUGUACACAACCUGAAUGGUAUUGUUUUAAAAUGAACAAAUUGUCCUUUGCUCGCUUUCAAAUAGCUUUGCAGAACAAUGAAAAAGAAAACACAAUAACCCCUUGUUUACUGCAGCCUGGUAUCCUGGCAGCAUAAAGGUUAAUUGUCUAGCCUAUAAGGGAAUAUAAGUAAAAACCUAAAUAACAGUGGGACAUGACACGGGUCCUCAUAGGCAUCUCGAUAAUUUAGAAAAACUGCGUAUAUUUCCCAAAUGUUUUACAUGACAAUAUUAUCACAUCACAUUACAUAACAUUUUGCAGGUUUAUGUACACUAAGUAAUGUGUGAACAGUUUUCUGAAAAGCAAUGAUGUUUUUAUAUUUCUGCUUUACCUCUCACUAUAGUAUGCCCAUUUCUCUGCAUUUUGUCCAGGUUUACCCGGAUACAACGUGUACAUUUCUGCAUAUUGAAUAAAACAAUAUAAUUAUUUUAAAAAUAACUGAAAAAAUAUAUAAUGUAAAUAAAAUAAAGUUAUUGUAUGGCAGAUACUCUGCUGUAUGGUAGCAGAUGUCCCAUUGAUUACACAGAAAUACAUGUACAUGAUUAACAAAUGCAACAGUGCUCUCCAUGUAGCAACAUGCCGCCAUUUUACCCCAUGUGAGGGCUGAAUAACAUGUAAAUGAUGAAUUUAGCAUGUCCCUUAGAGUUCUGUUCAGUUUUCAUCUGCCAUUAAAGGGGACAAUGUACUAUCUGUUGGUCAUUGAAAUGCUGUUGUAAGUGUGCAAGAGUUUAUGACAACAUUAAGGAGCCAGGACACAAUAAAGGACAUAACUCUCUUUUAUAUUGAAGUGCUGUUUCUGUUAUUCCUGGCAAGUCCUAGGACUGCUACAGCUGGAAGUAUGUAAUCUGAAAUUGGCCACAAACUAUGUAUAUAUCCUCUCUUUUAUAAAGCAGCGACUGUAUUUCAUGUUUUAGGUUUUAUUUAUUGUCAAUAAAUCUUUUAUAAAUUUUUCUUAAACUAUUGCUAUAGAUAAGUAACUGUAGACACAAUUUGUACACAAACUUACUGUUUGUAUUCUUAAUAAACAGAUCUUUUAUUUCUUCA